AUGGAUCCACACAACCCAAUUGUUCUGGACCAAGGUACUGGUUUUGUUAAGAUUGGUAGAGCUGGGGAGAAUUUCCCAGACUACACAUUCCCCUCCAUUGUGGGUCGUCCUAUCCUGAGAGCGGAAGAGCGUGCUACAAUUAACAAGCCAUUGAAGGACAUAAUGAUUGGUGACGAGGCCAGCGAUGUGCGUUCCUAUCUGCAAAUCUCUUACCCUAUGGAAAAUGGUAUUAUUAAGAAUUGGACUGACAUGGAAUUAUUAUGGGAUUAUGCCUUCUUCAACCAAAUGCAACUUCCAACAACUUCAGGAGGUAAGAUCUUGCUUACAGAACCACCAAUGAAUCCAGUGAAAAAUAGAGAGCAAAUGUGUGAAGUUAUGUUUGAGAAGUAUGACUUUGGUGGUGUUUAUGUUGCAAUCCAAGCCGUACUAGCCCUAUACGCCCAAGGUCUAUCUUCUGGUGUGGUGGUGGACUCUGGUGACGGUGUUACUCAUAUUGUCCCAGUGUAUGAAUCUGUGGUGUUAAACCAUUUGACAAGAAGGCUGGAUGUGGCAGGUAGAGACGUCACUAGACACCUGAUUGAUCUACUAUCACGUCGUGGUUAUGCAUUCAAUAGAAGUGCUGAUUUCGAAACUGUUCGUCAAAUAAAAGAGAAGUUAUGUUAUGUUUCAUAUGAUUUGGAUCUCGAUACAAAGUUAGCAAGAGAGACUACAACACUUGUGGAAAACUAUGAACUACCUGACGGUAGAAUAAUUAAAGUUGGUCAAGAACGUUUCGAAGCUCCAGAAUGUUUAUUCCAACCAAACUUGGUAGAUGUUGAACAAGCUGGUAUUGGGGAGCUUUUAUUUAACACAAUUCAAUCGGCUGAUGUGGAUGUGAGAAGUUCACUGUACAAGGCAAUUGUCCUAUCUGGUGGUUCAAGUAUGUACCCAGGUUUGCCAUCCAGGUUAGAGAAGGAACUAAAACAAUUAUGGUUCACUAGAGUAUUGAAUAAUGAUCCAACAAGAUUAGACAAGUUCAAGGUAAGAAUUGAAGAUCCUCCAAGAAGAAGACAUAUGGUGUUUAUUGGUGGUGCUGUCCUUGCCAGUAUCAUGGCUGAUAAAGACCACAUGUGGUUAACUAAGCAAGAAUGGAGAGAAAGCGGGGCAGCCGCAAUGAGCAAAUUCGGUCCUCGAUAG
This is a messenger RNA of Nakaseomyces glabratus, 1176 nucleotides long. It is a transcript of the gene ARP2, whose product is annotated as actin-related protein 2. Gene Ontology annotation, cellular component: Arp2/3 protein complex; actin cortical patch. Gene Ontology annotation, molecular function: actin filament binding. The record is from RefSeq and is a predicted model, not a curated record. Gene Ontology annotation, biological process: Arp2/3 complex-mediated actin nucleation. Lineage: Eukaryota; Fungi; Ascomycota; Saccharomycetes; Saccharomycetales; Saccharomycetaceae.